Molecule: messenger RNA, 2195 nt
Organism: Syngnathus typhle (broad-nosed pipefish)
Lineage: Eukaryota; Metazoa; Chordata; Actinopteri; Syngnathiformes; Syngnathidae
Gene: cgref1
Product: cell growth regulator with EF-hand domain 1
Exons: 8
Coding region: 1-984 (327 amino acids)
Molecular function (GO): calcium ion binding
Source: RefSeq, a predicted model, not a curated record
AUGUCUCCUUGUAAAUGCGUGCGCGUGUACGUGCGUCCGUGUGUGUCCAACCUGGAUCUCGUUGUGGACGUGGCCAAGACACGCUGGCUUGCGCGCGCGUGCACGUGCUGCCGGGACCUUCCACGUGGCCCAGAACACACUCAGUUUCCAUUCGGGGGCAGUCGGGAGCGCGCGCCUGACGCAGUGCAGAACCCACGGCGCGUUCACGUAACCGCAGCAGCCGAAGCAGAAGGCACUGCUACUGGCGCCAUCAUGGAUACAUAUCUGAGCAGACUGGUCCCUUCAGUUCUGGUUCUGGCUCUGGUCCUGCAGGUUCACCUGUCCCAGGCUGCACCUCAAAGAGAGGAACCAGAACAAGCCCACCCAGAUUCCAAAGUGCUGAUCAAUCCUUUUGGUUCAGGAGAAGAAGAGCGAAGGUUGCUGCAGCGUUACAUCCAGUUAACAAGAAAAGAUGAUGUUCAGAUCAACUCACGGGAUGAAGAAGUGUUCUACCUGUUUCGUCUCUAUGACUUCGACCGCAGUGAGCGGCUGGAUGGCUUGGAGAUGAUGAAGCUACUGUCUGACUACAACUCCCAGCAUGCACCUGAGGAACAAGCCAAUGGCAUGGUGGUGUCCUUGGUGGAUUUCCUUCUUCAGAGUCAGGAUGGUAACGGGGAUGGUCUCUUGGAUGCCUCAGAGCUGCUUUUGCCUCACAGAGCUCACACAGAGAACAAGAACAUCCCCGUUGACGAGCCAAAGGCGAUACUGGACGAGAGGAUGCCAGACGUUGGCACCAAGCAGAAGACGAUGGAAGCGGCCAAGCAAGAGGAGGAACAUGAUGAACAUGUUCAGCCUCAUCACGAGGAAGUACAACAAGAUAUUGGAGAACAAGAGUCCAUACAGCAAAUGGAUGAACAUAAAAGACAACAAGUUCAAGAAGACUUUGCAGCAGAUCAGAGGCAUGAACAGGAAGUCCCUGUACAUCAGGGCCAACCAGAAAUAUGAACAAACACAAAGUGCUGCAGUGGACUGAUGGAAUACACAUAUGGUGGUCUAGGAUUAUACAUUAUAUUGAUAUCCAUUAUCUCAGACCACUUCUUUGCACUUUUUAUGCAACUGGAGCAAAAAGAAAUAUUAAAUUAAAAAAUGCAAUAUUUGAUUCAAACUAUUUCAAUGUUGUAUAUUUAGUGUGAUGGAAUUUAGAAUUUUUAAAACCAUUGGACAUGGUUUUCGGGUUGUGUUCUUUUUAGGGAUCGAUACCGUUUACAUGUCGUGCACCCAGUAGGUGUGUGGCGUGCACGGUGCAAUAAAAUCAGCCAGUGUCUUCCUUCCUCGACAUGUUUUCUCAUAUGCUGAACCUCAAUUUACAAAGUUAGGCACAAUUGGUGAGGUGAAUUUCAAUAAACAUCACAUUACUUUAGCUUCCCCCAAAUUAUGUCUGUUUCUCCAUUGCAGUGUACUAUGAUUUGGUUAAAUUAUUGCUAUAAUUGUGUCUUUUUAUCCCUUUUCUGGACCAUUUACACGCACCCAUGAAACCCAGAAAUAGUUUUGUAUUAAUUUGUACAGUGUAAUAUGAUUGAAUACCAUGUGACUGUCUACGUAUGUAUUUAAAAGGAAAAUUAUUACGUGUGAAUCGCAAGGGAAGCUGCUAUAAAUAAGGAAUGGAUAAAAUUACAUGAUAUAUUUAUUUCAUAAAGCAGUAAAGAGGCAGGGUAUACUUUUCAUUUAAAAACUAUUCAUGAUAAAUGACAAGUAUUACAGUGUACUUAUACUAGUCAUGUUUUUUAUACAGGUAUUGUGAUUUUUUUUAUAUGACACAUAUUUCAUCUUUGCUGUGGUUAAUGACGUCACGGGGACCUCUCCCAGAAGUUAUGUUAUCUUGCCUGUCUUCGAAUCCCACAUAUGACGAUUAGUGUUGGCUCGUAAGUGAACGAUUCAUUCAAAAGACCAAAUGUAUUCAGUGAACGAAUCACUUCCUAAACAUCCUGCUCACAACACACUGUUUGUACUAUGUGUCCUCUCUGCAUCCAUUGCAGCCUGGUCAUCCUGGAAGAGGGACCCUCCCAUCUGUGGUCUCUUCUCAAGGUCAUUUUUCACAUGUCCUGAGUGUUGUUAGUCACCUAAAUGUUGAGCAGAGGCUGUGAUGUACCGAAGUCAAAUUCCUUGUUUGGCACGCUCAAACAUGGUGAAUAAAAACUCUUGAGUCUUGAAAUUUA